This is a messenger RNA of Coffea eugenioides, 1670 nucleotides long. RefSeq names its product F-box/LRR-repeat protein At3g26922-like. The record is from RefSeq and is a predicted model, not a curated record. Gene Ontology annotation, molecular function: protein binding. The transcript is spliced from 3 exons. Lineage: Eukaryota; Viridiplantae; Streptophyta; Magnoliopsida; Gentianales; Rubiaceae. The coding region runs from base 20 to 1441 and encodes 473 amino acids.
CCCAGUAACCCCGCCACCAAUGGCGGAGCAGCCAGUAGCCAAACGGCCGGCCACGCAGCCAACAACCAUAGACGACCUUCCAGAAAACCUCCUCAUCCGCAUCCUCUCCUUGCUCCCCCUGAUUUCCGCCAUACAAACUAGCUUCAUUUCUAGAAAAUGGCGUAACCUCUGGCAUUCCCUUCCUUCCCUGAAAUUCAAGAUCACCAAAUUCCCUCGUAACCCCGCCAGCCCACUUUCUUUAAUUGUCCAACAGUUCUCCGACUUCGUUUCCCAAACCCUCAUCAACCGCCCCAACACCCUUCCCCUCCGCAAAUUCUCCUUGCUCUUCCUCUACUCCUCCAAUCACCGCUAUCGCUCCCUCGUCACCACCUGGCUCCGCUAUGCCCUUGAUUGCAGCGUCAAGGAACUUAAUUUCAGAUUUGCCGUCUAUCCUAAACGUCGUGAGAAUAAUGAUGGCUCUGAAAAUAGCCCAUAUUAUGAUUUUCAUCUUUCUGAUCUCAUGAAUAAUACGUCCGUUAUUCGUUUGAUGUUAUGCCGCUGUGAGAUUAUCAUGCCUUCGCGUAAUUUGGUUCGUUUUGAAUCGCUGCGGUCUUUAGAACUUGUUGAGGUGGAUUUAUCCGAUGAGUUGCUUUCGGACUUGAUCUUGAGGUGUGAGAAUCUUAAGAAGCUUGUUCUUAGGCAGUUUCAUGGGUUGAGGAAGUUUAGGAUUGUUUCUGAGAAGCUCCAGGAUUUAGAAUUGAGCCGGUACUAUGUUGAAAAUGCAGAAGAUUUUGAUUCAUCAGUUGAGAUAUGUACACCAAACCUGUCGAGGAUAGAGAUACGUUAUUUCUAUGUGGCAAAUUAUAAAGGGGACUUAUCCUCUGUUGUUGAGGCUGAAUUGAGACUUCUUGAAAGAGAGACAGAGGGCUAUAUUUUUCAGUGCUGGAGCAAACCCAUGAGCUUGUUAACUGGUGUCCAGCGUCUCACUGUUCAAAACAAUUUGCUCUUGUUUAUACAUUCAGAGAUGAAGCCUGAUGAGUCAUUUCAAUUCAAAAAUCUCAAGCAUUUGGAGUUGAAAACGGGGUAUACUCAUAGUGAGAUGGUUGGUCUUGCUGCGUUGCUUAUGCAAGCCCCCGUACUUGAGACCCUUGUCCUUGAUUAUGUCUACCAGACAGAGAAAGAGGCAAGCUUCUGUGAUGACUUUAAGGCUAGGCCUUUCACAUUUGAUAUACCUACUCUCCAGGAGGUGAAAAUGACGAACUUUAGAAACACUGAUCUCGAAUAUCAUGUGUUGGCCCUCUUAGGACGUGAAAAGGUUGUCUUAAAUAAGGUUGUUUUGGUCCCUGCAAAACCGGAAAGAUCAUCCUUGAGUGGACCAAUGGUUUUUGAUUUGACUGCAUAUGAAGAUUGGACUUCAGCGAUCGCUGCAUUGUUGAGACAUCGUUUGGUUCCCCAGAAGUAACAUAAGCUUUUGAAUAGAAAAUCUCUGGCAGCGCAUUCACAUUUUGGCUUCCAAGUGUAAUCUGUGAUCUCCAUAGAUAUCAACUUGUGAUCUCCGAUCAGGCCAGAGAGCUUCUAGUGUCUGGAGUUUUCAUUGCUAAAAAUUGUUUCAAACAUAACAACGAUUGUAUAAGAAUGUGUAUGAAUGUUUUGAUUAUGAGAUGGAGGUCAACUUCCCAGUCUUAGCAUUA